Pseudophryne corroboree (corroboree frog) is the source of this 3103-nucleotide messenger RNA. Its product is annotated as E3 ubiquitin-protein ligase TRIM41-like. Lineage: Eukaryota; Metazoa; Chordata; Amphibia; Anura; Myobatrachidae. Gene Ontology annotation, cellular component: cytoplasm. Bases 138 to 1517 code for a protein of 459 amino acids. Gene Ontology annotation, molecular function: zinc ion binding; ubiquitin protein ligase activity; protein binding. The transcript is spliced from 7 exons. The record is from RefSeq and is a predicted model, not a curated record. Gene Ontology annotation, biological process: protein ubiquitination.
GUAGCUGCGCUUCCGAUGCACGUACUGUCCCGGAACUUAGAAGUAGCCUCCGUGCUGCUGUGUGGUAGAUAGUGGAUCGCAUCCUCCUGCAGCGGCUGCGGCAGUGACACCGGCUGUUACUGUCCCACAGCGGAGUAAUGGCUAUGGCAGUCAGCAAUCCUGUUAAAGAGUUAGAGGAUGAAGUGACCUGUCCGAUUUGCCUUGAUAGCUUCAAAGACCCGGUCUCUAUAGAGUGUGGACACAGCUUUUGCCGAGCAUGCAUCUCUCAAACAUGGAGAGGGAUCCGCAGCAAUUUCUCUUGCCCCCAGUGUCGAAAAAUAUCCAAGUGGAAGUUUUUUAGACCCAACCGUCUUGUGGAGAAUGUAGUGGAAAUUUCAAACCGUUUGCUUGCUGCAGGUGAAAACAAAGAGCAUGGGAAAAAGUGUAAUAAGCACCAAGAGCUGUUGAAACUUUAUUGUCAAGUGGAUGCAGAAGAAAUCUGUAUAAUAUGCAGAGAAUCAGUGUAUCAUCGGACUCAUGCGGUAAUACCAGUAGAAGAAUCCACAAGCGAAUUUAAGGUUGAAAUUAAAGAUCAUCUGCAAGAAUUAAGAAAGAAGGUUGCAGAUAUUGUGCAAAGCAAAGCUCAAGAGGAAGAAAAGGCUCGAAAACUUAAGGACGAAAUUAUGCAGAAAAAAAAAAUGGUUACAGCAGAGUUUGAAGCUUUGUGCCAGCUACUGGCUGACCAACAAGUAAGCAUUAUUCAUCGUUUGGAACAGAUGGAGAAAAGAGUCGUACAGACAAGCAAUGAAAGCAUAACUAGACUAACUGAGCAGCUUUCAUCUCUCCAGAAAGUCAUUAUGGACCUUGAAAAAAAUUGUGCCGAUUUAAAAGGCCAAACUAAUCAGAAAUUGACACCCACUGUACACAGUCAUUCUCCUGUAGUUUCCUGUUCUAAGCCCAGACCACACAGUCAGCAAGACUUCAUAGCAACAUUAGACUAUGUGAAGGCAUUCACUGUUCCAGUGUCCUUGGACCUUAAAACUGCCAGUCCCAAUCUUCUCGUAACCUACAACAAAAAAUGUGUUCAGUACGAUGACAUUGCCACCGAUGUGGUUCCAUAUCCUGAGAGAUUUGAUUCAAAACCAUGUGUAUUGGCAAACACUGGAUACCGAUAUGGGAAACGUUAUUGGGAAGUUGAUGUGGGAGGUGGCAUAUAUUGGACCAUUGGGGUUGCCAGACAGUCUAUACGCAGGAAAGGUGCAUUUAAAAUUGAACCCAAUGGUGGAAUAUGGGCAAUUGGUUUACUUGGCAUGUAUACAGAUAGAUACUAUGCCUUUACCAAUCCAGACACCCUUCUGCUUCCUCAGGAGCCUCCUGAAGUUAUUGGAGUCUUCUUGAACUGUGAUGAAGGCUAUUUAUCUUUUUAUAAUGCUGUGAAUAUGGAGCACCUAUACACAUUCCAAUCUGUAGAAAUCUAUGAUAGGAUGUUCCCCUUUUUUUGCGUGGGGGCUGUGGGAACAGAGUUAAGACUGUUUUAAUAUGUUUAGUUGUAGGUGUCACCAGUCUGUUCUUUCUGCUUUCAGUGGCUCCUCUUUUCUCCGUCAACACAAUCUUUCUUUCUGUGCUGCUUUCUGGCAGGGAAAAAGAUCACUGGCCGGCUCUUUCCAGUAUUGCUAAUGUUUCUGACACCAGCUCAUGUCAGGGAAAAGUUUCAAAGAUUUUUGGAAGUUUUUGUCCUCCUAAUGUUCCUAUGUUUUAAUACUAACAGCACUAUAGUUCCUGUCAUAGUUCUUACUGGAUGCAGUUCUGCCCCUCUUCAUAUGUUCUUGGUGUAUAUACAUGAAAAGUAUUUGAAAUGCAUAGAAAUUACAUUCUAAUUAAGAUCAGUUAUAAUGAUCUCUACCUCAAGUUCUACCCAGAGUAUGCUACUCCACCCAUCAUAUUUCUGGGUUCAGUAUGAUUGACCGACAGACAGGAUGCCGGCGGUCACCAUACCAAUGCCGGCAUCCCGAUGUUUGAAAUCCAGACAGGGUUGAGGUAAGCAUGUUCCCCCUCUCCCCUACCCCCUAAAUAUCCCUUCCUGCAACCUAACCUCCCCCCUGGUGCUGCCUAAACAUAUCCCCCCCCCCCCACAGCCUAAACCUACCCCUUACUGCCUAAACCCCCCCACCCCCCUUCGCAGUGGUGCCUAGCCCUAACCCUCCCUCCCCCGAUGUCUAAUCCCCUCCCUAGCAUCCUACCCCCGCAGCCUAACCUCCUGGGGUGGCGCCUAAACCUAAAUCCCCCCCCCCCCCCCCAGCCCUAAUCCCACCCGCUAUUCUUAUGGUCGGAUGCCAGCUGUCGGUAUUCCAGUGUCAGUCUCGUGGCCCUGUCGGAAUUCCGAAGUCUGCAUUCUGACAGCUGUCGGAAUUCCGACUGCCGGGAUCCCAGCAUCUGGCUUCUUAACUGAAUCCCAUAUAAUUUGUGUGUGCUGCUGCUUGUGUGCAGCCUACCCAUGCAAUGCAAUGUGUGGACAUGACUUUUCUCCAUUUACCGGUGAUCGGCGGAGCAGAGAAGAAUAUCCACUCUCAGCUUUCCUCCUGCAGCUAUUCUCUAUUCAGUUGGUUUUCUGUACAAGUACAGGCAUCAGAAAAGGCUGCAGGAAUGCCAGUGACAAAUUGCACUGUCCAGUUCUACAUACUAUACUCCUUCACAUAGUUUUAGAGCUUUUUAUCAUUUUAAAUAGCAUUUUAUUCUAAAUUAUUAGCGUAUUAAGAUUCUUAAAGCAAAACUACAAUGUACAACUUAUAGGGGAGAAUUCAAGUGUUAGAAAAGUUGGUUGGGUGUCUGUUUUUUCCUGUCUAUUAGAUAGGAAAAAACAGACACCCAACUGACUUUUCAAACAAUUGAAUAUCCCCCAUAAAGUGCAGUAUUUCAUAUGGUUUUUAUCCUUUUUAGCCAAUAUUUAAUCCUGAUUAUUAGAAUUUCAAAUAUUCUAACACAAACUGCUGCAAACUUUUCUGUUUUGGUUAAUGGUCCAGUCCACAUAGUGAUAUCUUUUAUUUUACUGUGCAAAAGGCUUGAUUAUAUUGCAAAUGUAUUGUUUUCAUAAUCUAAAGUAAAGGAAAUUUGAUUGCUGCAAUUA